Messenger RNA from Gossypium raimondii (Peruvian cotton), 447 nucleotides. The record is from the annotation of a RefSeq genome assembly. NCBI's taxonomy places the organism in Eukaryota, Viridiplantae, Streptophyta, Magnoliopsida, Malvales, Malvaceae.
AUGGGGGGCUUGGAUGGUGAGCAAAAACAAUUGAUCAAGAAGUUGGUCAACUUUCGCAUGAAAGAAGGUAAAAGAACGAGAGUUCGUGCUAUUUUUUAUCAAACUUUUCAUCGCCCGGCUCGAACUGAACGCGAUGUAAUCAAACUUAUGGUUGACGCCGUAGAGAAUAUAAAGCCCAUAUGCGAAGUGGAAAAAGUAAGAAUAGCGGGUACUAUUUAUGAUGUCCCUGGGAUUGUAGCCAAGGAUCGUCAACAAACCUUAGCUAUUCGUUGGAUCCUUGAAGCAGCUUUCAAACGACGUAUAAGCUACAGGAUAAGCUUAGAGAAAUGUUCAUUUGCUGAGAUACUGGAUGCUUACCGAAAGAGGGGAAUUGCACGUAAGAAAAGGGAGAAUCUUCAUGGACUGUCUUCCACCAAUCGAAGUUUCGCGCAUUUCAGAUGGUGGUAA